Molecule: messenger RNA, 2458 nt
Organism: Frankliniella occidentalis (western flower thrips)
Lineage: Eukaryota; Metazoa; Arthropoda; Insecta; Thysanoptera; Thripidae
Product: T-box protein 2-like
Biological process (GO): heart development; regulation of transcription by RNA polymerase II; cell fate specification
Cellular component (GO): nucleus
Molecular function (GO): RNA polymerase II cis-regulatory region sequence-specific DNA binding; DNA-binding transcription factor activity, RNA polymerase II-specific
Source: RefSeq, a predicted model, not a curated record
CGCAUGUUCCCGUCGCUCCGCGUCAAGGUGUCCGGGAUGGAGGCCGACGAGUACUACUUCGUCGUCCUGGAGAUGCGCCUGGCCGCCAACACCCGAUUCAAGUACAGCAACGGGCACUGGGUGCCCGCCGGCGACGCGGACGUGCAGCCGCAGAGCAAGUCCUGCAUCUUCGUCCACCCGGACUCGCCCGCCAAGGGUAGCGCCUGGAGCGCGAGGGACAUCAACUUCCAGCGGCCCAACCCCCACGGCGCCAAGCUCACGAACAACACGGCUGACACUACCGAUUACAAUAUGAUUCUGACUUCAAUGCACAAGUACGUGCCGGUCAUCCAUGUGGUGCGUGCCAGCGACAGGGCAGCGCUGCCCGCUGCACCCAGGAAGUCCUUCUCCUUCCCCGAAACGGAGUUCGUGGCUGUGACGGCGUACCAGAACGAGGCCAUCACCAAAAUGAAGAUCGACAACAACCCGUUCGCCAAGGGCUUCAGGGAGAAUGGUAUGUCGCAGUGCCGGCGCAAGCAGCAGCACAAGAAGCUGCUGAUGGGGGCCAAGGAGUACCUCGCCCAGGACAGCCCCUCGCCGCCGCCUCAGAUGGCGGGGUACUUGGACGACAGCGGGGUGUCCUCCCUCGGCUCGGAGCCCGCCUCGCCCUCCUGCUCGCUGACUUCCUCGCCACCCCCCACCGACACUGCGCCGACGACCUGCACGGCCACGCCCACGGUGCCCUUCCUGUCCAUCACCAAGAUACUGGAGCCGGACUACCGGCCGUUGCGCAGGGAGUCGCGGUCGUUCGCGCCGUGGUGCGAGGAGGCCAGAGAAGCCCCGCCUGCGGGCCCCUCGCGCCUGGAGGGCUCAUGGCUGGAGAGCCCAAUGCACCCUACCACCCACCUCAUCCACCCCGCCCCCGUCGCCCUCCCCUCCCUCCCCUAUCCGUGGUACGGUCCCUACCACAGCUACCCCUACACCUCGUACCCGUCAGCAUACCUCCCCGCCUUACAACCGGCAUGCAGCCUGCCGCGGGACUCGGCCGUGGGCGCGAUGGACCUGAGCGUGUGCGCCCAGGACCUCAGAAGUAAGGAAUAUAGAGCGUGAAUCUCGGGAUGUGAGUUCAAGAGGCGAGUACCGUUGCAUGGAGGGCACACGGCCCUCUAAGUGUUACACAGUUAAUUAAUUUUGUAUAAUGCAGUGAUAUACAACUCCAUUUUUCAUGGUUGUGUUUUAGAUAUGUAGGACACGCAGUAGUUGUGCUUCAUUGUUCCUGGUUUUGAGUAUUGUAUAUAGAUUUGACUAAAGAAAAAGAUCUAUUUAUAUGUCCUACCAAAGCAGUUUUUGUUCUUGCCAACAAAUUACUAUCAUUGUAUACUUGUAGAAAAUACUAUUUGGCAUUAGUAUGAGAUGAAGAUGUGUUAAGAAAUAACACUUAAGUACAAAGCCCUUAUCUAGUUUCUUUGAAUCAAAAAACUGUAAUUGUUUAGAUUGAUUAAAUAAUGUAAGUGUAUUUUUUUACCAAAUAAUCUAGUGAUCAAUGUGUUACGUAUGUGAUUUGUUUUUAGUUUCCUAGUGAGAAUAUUUUAUUCUAUAUAAAUACCAAUUUAAGAAUGCAGCAAGUGAUAGGAUAAAAAUGUAAAGUGCAUAGGUUGUCAGUGCAAAAUAAAAUUGCUGUCUCAAUUAAUCAAUCUUUUAAUGAAAGAAACACAGUAUUGCUUUAUUUAAAUCCUUCUUUUAUAUAGUAUUUCACUAGGUAGCUCAUUUAAACUGCCUUGUCAGUACUCUAUGAUACCUCACAAAUUUUCAGUAAUUUCAAAUGACGCUUAUUCAAAAUUCUUGGAAAAUCGAGUCGUCUCGGGGAAUGUCCAAUAUAUAUUUUCUCAUUUUUGGAAACGGUCUCUAAAAUCCUAAGAGCAAAUAAUGUUGUGUGUAUUUGAAAUUAAUGACAUAAAUCUCUGCUUACGACCUAAGCGAUAAGUGGCAAAAGUCAUUAUUAGCGAGAAAUGUGUACAUACAAAAAUUGGCUGAAAACACUGGCCAGCGACAGCAGCAGAACAGUCUGAUAUCCAUGGAACAAUCCACCCAGUCCAGUCCAUGCAUGAGUAUACUGAUGUCACAGUGCUCACAGUCCAUAUACUAUAUAUAUGUCACAGUCCAUAUAUAUAUACUAUAUAUAUGUCAGAGUCACGACACGACAAGGGGUAGUGUCGCUCUGUGGGGCUUCUGAAGGAUAAAGUCUCACUUUCCGUGGAGUAUCGCCGUGAUCAGGGGAGCAGUGCGGUGGGGGAGAGUGGGGGGUGGGGGAGCGGACUUCUUAUUCGCAGCCACCACGUCUGCACUAGUCGCACCGCUUCACUGCAUAUAACGUCCGGAGUGCUAUAAGCACUUCACUCGACCACGUUUCUUUCUCACUCCAUUUCCGGACCUUGUGCCUCUUGCGCUUUGGCGUCAGUGUAGAUCGCUAAUCUAAAAG